Solanum stenotomum is the source of this 1953-nucleotide messenger RNA. RefSeq names its product amino-acid permease BAT1 homolog. The transcript is spliced from 9 exons. Lineage: Eukaryota; Viridiplantae; Streptophyta; Magnoliopsida; Solanales; Solanaceae. Gene Ontology annotation, cellular component: membrane. Bases 53 to 1918 code for a protein of 621 amino acids. Gene Ontology annotation, molecular function: L-lysine transmembrane transporter activity; gamma-aminobutyric acid transmembrane transporter activity; L-alanine transmembrane transporter activity. Gene Ontology annotation, biological process: gamma-aminobutyric acid transport; transmembrane transport. The record is from RefSeq and is a predicted model, not a curated record.
UUCUUAUUACUUCUUUGUGUUAGUUUGUCCAAGCAACUAAUCAAAUCAAACUAUGAGAAAUUAUAUGGAAGCAGAAUCUUCAACUGGUUCUUAUCAUCUCCUUGAUGAAAAUGAAAACAAAAUUACUUCUUCAAAUGAUGAUUCUAGACUUAAAGAAUUGGGUUACAAGCAAGAACUCUAUCGUGGUCUUUCGUUCAUUUCAAACUUUUCUUUGACAUUCUCCAUUGUAUCAGUUCUUACUGGUAUAUCAACAUUGUAUAAUCAGGCCCUAACUUUUGGUGGGCCUGUUACUAUUGUUUGUGGAUGGCCCAUAAUUGGGUUAAUGACACUUAUUGUGGGCCUUUCUAUGGCUGAAAUAUGUUCUGCUUAUCCAACUGCUGCUGGGCUUUAUUAUUGGAGUGCUAAAUUGGCUGGAAACAAGAUUGGCCCAUUUGCUGCUUGGAUUACUGGCUGGGUGUUGUCGAAUUUUGCGUUUUCGUUUUCUGUUGUAUCAGUGCUUACUGGUUUGAAUACAUUGAUGGGUACUGGUUUGAAUUUUGGUGGACCUGUUUCUUAUGUUUAUGGAUGGCUAAUUGCUGGUGCAUUCACACUGUUUGUUGGAAUGUCAAUGGCUGAGAUUUGUUCUUCUUAUCCAACUUCUGGGGGUCUUUAUUAUUGGAGUGCUAAGCUUGCUGGUCCAAGCUGGGCACCUUUUGCUUCUUGGAUCACUGGCUGGUUCAACAUUGUUGGUCAGUGGGCUGUCACAACAAGUGUAGAUUAUUCAUUGGCUCAGUUAGUUCAGGUGAUAAUUCUUCUUAGCACUGGUGGAUUAAAUGGUGGCGGAUAUCAGGCCUCCAAAUAUGUGGUUAUCGCCCUCCACGCUGUAAUUCUGCUUUUACAUGCUUUAUUAAACAGUCUUCCGAUUUCAUGGUUGUCCUUCAUUGGACAACUAGCUGCUGCAUGGAAUGUUUUAGGUGUCUUUCUUCUUAUGAUUUUGAUCCCAAUGGUCGCAACAGAAAGAGCUAGCGCUAAAUUUGUGUUUACUAACUUCAAUACUGUCAAUGAGGAUGGAAUCAACAAUAAACUCUACAUCUUCGUCCUCGGACUUCUCAUGAGCCAGUAUACAUUGACAGGUUAUGACGCUUCUGCCCAUAUGACGGAAGAAACCAAAGAUGCAGAUAAGAAUGGGCCAAAAGGAAUUGUAAGUGCUAUUGGCAUAUCAAUUCUUGCUGGCUGGGCUUACAUACUUGGUAUAACCUUUGCAGUUACAGAUAUCCCGCAUCUGUUAAAUAAAAACAAUGAUUCUGGCGGCUAUGCUAUUGCUCAAAUCUUUUAUGAUGUAUUCAAGAGUAGAUAUGGCAGUGGUGUUGGUGGAAUUGUUUGCUUAGGUGUUAUUGCUGUUGCUGUAUUCUUUUGUGGUAUGAGCUCAUUAACUAGCAACUCGAGGAUGGCUUAUGCAUUCUCCCGAGAUGGAGCAAUGCCAUAUUCGUCGUUCUGGCAUAAAGUAAACAAGCAUGAGGUUCCGCUAAAUGCAGUCUGGACGUCAGCCUUUAUAGCAUUUUGCAUGGCAUUGACGUCUCUCGGAAGCUUGGUAGCAUUUCAAGCCAUGACAUCUAUAGCGACAAUCGGGCUUUACAUUGCUUAUGCCUUGCCAAUCCUGUUUCGAGUGACUCUAGCUCGAAAGUCCUUCACUCCAGGUCCUUUCAACUUGGGAAGCUACGGAAUCGUUGUAGGUUGGGUUGCAGUAUUCUGGGUCGCGCUCAUCUCUGUGCUCUUCUCUUUGCCUGUUGCCUACCCUAUUACAGAUCAAACUCUCAACUAUACUCCAGUCGCGGUCGGUGGCCUUGUCAUUCUUGUUGUUUCUUCAUGGAUCUUCAGUGCUAGACAUUGGUUUAAAGGUCCUAUUACCAAUAUAGGCAACUCUAGUGAAGAAGCAUAAGUAGAGAGAAUUCUUUUGUAAUUAGACCAUGCUGA